Ochotona curzoniae (black-lipped pika) is the source of this 1649-nucleotide messenger RNA. RefSeq names its product C-X-C motif chemokine receptor 3 (gene CXCR3). NCBI's taxonomy places the organism in Eukaryota, Metazoa, Chordata, Mammalia, Lagomorpha, Ochotonidae. Gene Ontology annotation, biological process: inflammatory response; regulation of leukocyte migration; chemotaxis. Gene Ontology annotation, cellular component: membrane. The record is from RefSeq and is a predicted model, not a curated record. The coding region runs from base 225 to 1382 and encodes 385 amino acids. Gene Ontology annotation, molecular function: C-X-C chemokine receptor activity. The transcript has a single exon.
GCUCUGGACACUAGUGGGAGGCCUUUUCUCUGGCCCAUCACCUGCACCCCCAGCACCCACAGGAUGGCCCAAAAGGGUGAGAAAAGCAGCCUCUGAGAACGGCAGUCACUAUCCCGGUAGCUAGGAAGGUAGCUGGAGUUCAGGUGUAUCCUGAAGAAAAGGUGGGGCCGGUGCAGGGUCUCCCCAGACCUGGGGGCAGGGGGCACUGCUCAGCAGCUAAUUACAUGAGAAAGAAGUGUCCGCCAGACCUCAAAGGGGCUCUCCCUCCAUCUCUUCCUCGGCAGGUGAGCGGACGCCAGGUACUGGAUGCCUCAGAUUUUGCCAUCCUCCUGGAAAACAGUAGUUGUUCCUACGACUAUCCAGAUAAUGAGAAUGGCACCUGCUGCACCUCCCCACCCUGCUUGCAGGACUUCAGCUUGAACUUCGACAAGGCCUUCCUGCCAGCCCUCUACAGUCUCCUUUUUCUGCUGGGUCUGCUGGGCAAUGGUGCUGUGGCAGCUGUGCUGCUGAGCCAGCGGGCAGCCCUGAGCAGCACCGACACCUUCCUACUCCACCUGGCCGUGGCUGACACCUUACUGGUGCUGACCCUCCCGCUCUGGGCAGUGGAUGCUGCCGACCAGUGGAUCUUUGGCUCCUGCCUCUGCAAAUUGGCAGGUGCCCUCUUCAACAUCAACUUCUAUGCAGGGGCCCUCCUGCUGGCCUGCAUCAGCUUUGACCGCUACCUGAGCAUAGUGCAUGCAACCCAGCUCUACCGCCGGGGCCCCCGGGCACGCGUGGUCCUUACCUGUGUAGUUGUGUGGGGCCUCUGCCUGCUCUUUGCCCUACCGGACUUCAUCUUCCUGUCAGCUCACCACGACGAGAGGCUUAACGCCACCCAUUGCCAGUACAGCUUCUUGCAGGCAGGUCACACAGCUCUGCGCCUACUGCAGCUAGUGGCUGGCUUCCUGCUGCCUCUGCUGGUUAUGGCCUAUUGCUAUGCCCGCAUCCUGGCAGUGCUGCUGCUCUCCAGGAGCCAGAGGCGCCUGAGGGCCAUGCGGCUGGUGGUGGUCGUAGUGGUGGCCUUUGCCCUCUGCUGGACUCCCUACCACCUGGUGGUGUUGGUGGAUAUCCUCAUGGACCUGGGUACCUUGGCCCGCAACUGUGGCCAAGAAAGCCGUGUGGAUGUGGCCAAGUCAGUCACUUCAGGUCUGGGCUUCAUGCACUGUUGCCUCAACCCUCUGCUCUAUGCUUUCAUGGGCAUCAAGUUCCGUGAGUGGAUGUGGACACUGUUGGUGCGUCUGGGCUGCUUUGGCCAGAGAGUGCUCCAACGACAGCAGCCAUAUUCUUCCCGCAAAGACUCAUCCUGGUCUGAGACCACAGAGGCCUCCUUCUCAGGUUUGUGAAGCUGGAAUUGGCCUCCUCUUUUACCCACACAACCUGACAACAUGUCUGCCUUCUCACACACACACAUUUCUCCCUCUGCUAAGCCUGCCCUGGAUCCCUCCAACAACCUUGUUCCUGGAACUCAUUGGCAAUCGCAAAAUCACCCAGUAUCUCAAGGAGCCACCCUUCCUGGCUCUGGAAAAUUAGCCUAGGCCUCUAGCUCAGGUGUGUUCUCCAAGCCCUCUGAAUUUGCUUACUUUCAUGUCUAAAAUCAAUAAACAAGAUGA